CAUACACACACGCACACACAUACACACACACACACCCUGGCUGACUUUACAGUCAAUCUUUCAAAGUGCAAUUUGUCUAGGAAAAGCCAAUGUGAGGCCCGUGUGCGCCCCGACCAAUGGCGGCGCAGCUCCAGCGGCUCAGCCAGUCUCAGGCCUGUAUUCUAAUGGGCCGUAUCUUUAUCAGGGAAAUGUUCCUUCUCUGAACUUAAAACUUCUCAUGGAGGGUCCCCCGACUCAGAGGCAGAAAGGGGGUCUGAGCUGAGGCGUAGGGGGCCUCCCUGUCCAGCCAGGGCAAGGAGAGAGGCCAGGAGUCCUGGGGAGGCCUCCCACCUGCCCUGAGCACCUGACUUCUGAGCAGCUGACCCGGUGCGGGUGCCUGGGCCAGGGCCAGGUCGAUGCCUUAGGUGGGAGGCAGUCAGGGGCUCGGAGCCGGUCCUGCCCCUCCAGGCCUGCCAUGAGAUCUGGGGCCAGAGCGUGCGCUCUUGGGUUUUAGGGGCCUGGAGAAGCCUUCCCUGUCCUGACCAGGAGAUCAUGGAGUCCAACCUGCAGGGGACAUUCCUGCUGAACAACACACCGCUGGCUCAGUUUCCAGAGAUGAAGGCCCCCAUGUGCCAGUACUCGGUGCAGAACUCCUUCUACAAACUCAGCCCCCCGGGGCUGGGCCCCCAGCUGGCCGCCGGGACCCCCCACGGGAUCACGGACAUCCUGAGCAGGCCGGUGGCUGCGCCGAACAGCAGCCUCCUCUCCGGCUACCCCCACGUGGCAGGCUUUGGGGGGCUCGGCUCCCAGGGAGUCUACUACAGCCCCCAGGUGGGGAAUUUUUCCAAGGCCGGGAACGAGUACCCCACCCGGAACCGGAACUGCUGGGCCGACACGGGCCAGGACUGGCGAGGCGGGCGGCAGUGCAGCAACACCCCAGACCCCUUGAGUGACAGCAUCCACAAGAAGAAGCACACCCGGCCCACCUUCACGGGGCACCAGAUCUUUGCCCUGGAGAAAACCUUUGAGCAGACCAAGUACUUGGCUGGCCCCGAGAGGGCGAGGCUGGCAUACUCACUGGGCAUGACCGAGUCACAGGUCAAGGUGUGGUUCCAGAACCGUAGGACCAAGUGGCGGAAGAAGAGCGCCCUGGAGCCCUCGUCCUCCACGCCCCGGGCCCCGGGCGGCGCGGGCGCAGGCGGGGACCGCGCACCCUCGGAGAACGAGGACGACGAAUACAAUAAGCCACUGGACCCCGACUCAGAUGACGAGAAGAUCCGCCUGCUGCUGCGCAAGCACCGCGCCGCCUUCUCGGUGCUCAGCCUGGGAGCGCACAGCGUCUGACGCCCGCCGUCCAGGCCCGGGGUCCCGGCUGCAGCCCGCGGGGGGACGCCGAGGAGCCUGCCUUCCCCUCCCCUUCCCCACGCCGCUCCGCUGGUGGCGCAGGGACUGAGUCUUCAAUGAGGGGCGCGUGAAGGAGGUGGAGGAGGAGCGGCAGGUGCAGGGGAGGAGGCAGAAGAGGAGGAGGGGAGGCGGGGGAGGAGGAGGAAAAGGAGGGAAAGGGGACGGUCAUCCCAGCUGAGGGAGGAGGAGGCCAGGAAGGAGAACAGCACUCCUGAGACCUGGAAACCCUGGCCGCUCCUCCGCGGCCUCGCCUGCCAGUUCUGCAGAUUCUCAAGUGCACGAGGACUAAAAUGACCAGGCUCUGCAGCCAGGAAACUGGCUACGGGGUCCCAGACAGGCCACUGUGAUCCAACUGUGGGUGGGGGACCCUUCCCAGGGAGGGAGGCAGCUGGCUGGGAAAUCAGAAGACCAGGGUCUUUGUUCCCAAGCCAGCAGCUGGCUGCAGAAGAAAAGACGACUUGAGUGUCCUGGUGCACUCCUCAGACCUGUGCGCAGGAAGGGUCCCACUGGAGGGCCCAGAGCUGAGCACCUAACCCGGGCUGCAGGAAAUCUGCCUCCAGGAGGGGAAGUGGGACAUCCCAGCGAAAAAUAAACCCCCCUGGCGCUCCAGGAUGAUGGCCCCUAAGCUUCGGAAAUCCCCCCUGGCCUCCUUUCUCCGAUUUACCCUGAGGUCCAAUACCUCUAAGACCGGAAGACACAGGAAAUCCCUGAUGGCCGGGAAAAAGGGCGGGUGCAGGGAGAGGCGAGGCGGGGAUGUUGUACCCAAGGACCACCUACCUGGACAUCACUUGGUGCUGACAGAAGGAAGGACAGGCCCACCGGGAGAGAGGGAGCACUCCACCUGGGGAGGAAAAGAAAGGCUGAGAAGGACAGGGGAGCAUAACCCUUCCAACAAGGCGGGAAGGGAGAAGGAAAUCCCCUCCCGCUGGGUAAAGGAUGCCAGGGAGGGGCUGAACCACAGCCUGCUGGAAACCACGGCCCUUCCUUUCUUCAAAUAACCUUGCUGCCUGGCACUGGAGCUGGUGGCUGACAGGGAUGCUGGCCAACAGGGUGGUGUUUUUCACCCAGGAGGAUCUGUGCUGCUGGCAGGUGGGGGGUGGGCUGGGGGAGGUGGGUGGGGGCUGGAAUGCAGCCCAGAAGGGACCAAGCACUUGCCCAUCCUCACUGGCUUUCAAAAAAUAAACACUAAAACUGAAAGUCCACAAACCUCC
Messenger RNA from Sapajus apella (tufted capuchin), 2594 nucleotides. It is a transcript of the gene NKX6-3, whose product is annotated as NK6 homeobox 3. Bases 532 to 1323 code for a protein of 263 amino acids. Gene Ontology annotation, biological process: cell differentiation; regulation of transcription by RNA polymerase II. The transcript has 3 exons. Gene Ontology annotation, cellular component: nucleus. The record is from RefSeq and is a predicted model, not a curated record. Gene Ontology annotation, molecular function: RNA polymerase II cis-regulatory region sequence-specific DNA binding; DNA-binding transcription factor activity, RNA polymerase II-specific. Lineage: Eukaryota; Metazoa; Chordata; Mammalia; Primates; Cebidae.